Fusarium odoratissimum NRRL 54006 is the source of this 744-nucleotide messenger RNA. RefSeq lists its product as uncharacterized. Lineage: Eukaryota; Fungi; Ascomycota; Sordariomycetes; Hypocreales; Nectriaceae. The record is from RefSeq and is a predicted model, not a curated record. The transcript has a single exon. Bases 1 to 744 code for a protein of 247 amino acids.
AUGGCUUCUACCACAAACACUGUUUGGGUCGUAACUGGCGGCAACAGAGGCAUUGGCCUUGGUUUCGUCAAAGCCCUCUUGGCUCGUCCCUCCGUCACCGUCAUCGCUACAGUUCGUAACGACCAAGCCCGCGCAUCUCUCGAAGAUGCUACUGCAGAUCUCGCCAAGAGUGACGGCGCGGUCUUGAGCAUUGUCCAGUUGGACUUCACCACCGCGCUCUCCCCUGAACAGAUCCGCAACGCGUUCCACUUUGAUCACGUCGACAUUCUUAUCAACAAUGCUGCCGCCAGCUUCAAAUCCUAUCCUGUACUCGACAUCCCAACCGAUGACCUCCGCUCCGCCUUCGAGAUCAAUACAAUCGGCCCGCUGACUGUCGUCCAGGGACUUUGGCCCUUGUUGCAAAAGUCAUCUUCACCGAAAGUCGUCAACGUCUCAUCCUCUGUUGGCUGCAUUACAUACCACGAAGUUGCCGCUGGCGCAUAUGGGCCCAGCAAGGCUGCCUUGAACUGGCUUACGCGUGCUCUUCAUCAGCAGAAUGAAGGGCUGAUUGCUUUUGCACUUCAUCCUGGAUUCGUUAAUACGGAAAUGGGCGAGUCCGCUGCCACAGAGUGGGGAUUUCCCCAUGCUAUGCUUGAGAGUGUCGAGGAAGCCGUCAAGGGAAGUCUUGGGAUCAUUGACGGUGCUACGCGAGAGACUGUCUCUGGCAAGUUCGUUAGUUACAAGGGACAAGAGCUUCCUUGGUAG